GUGACGCAUAUUGAUGAUGUAAUGUGUGCGCGCCAUUCAGAACAAAAAACAAAAUCAUGGCGACGGUUACGGUGAAGCAAGAGCCUGAGGAUGAAGACUGUUCUUUACUUCCACUGGUCCACGACAUAAUUAAAUGCAUGGACAAGGACAACCAGGAGGUGCACCAGGAGCUGAGCAAGCUGAAGACCAAGAUCCAGGAGGCGCGGGAGCAGAUCGCCGGGAUGCCCGGCAUCGACCUCAGCCCGGAGGAGCAGCAGAGGCGGCUGCGGUUGCUACGGGAACAGGUCCGCACCAAGAACCAGCUGCUGCAGAAGUACAAGAGCCUGUGCAUGUUCGACAUCCCCAAGGCGUAGAGCCACGCGGGGACACUGUGCGGGCGGCGGUUGCUCCCAUGCCUGGCUGUGAGCGGACACACGCCUGACGGACACACCCCAGGUGGCACCACCCCUGGACGGACUCGCCCUAGACCGGUGUGUCUGGAGACCAACUGUCCUGUAGCACGCCCUCAUUCAACAGCUGGAGCAGGGUUGCCCAACCCUGUUUCUGGAGAUCUACUGUCCUGUAGGUUUUCCACUCCAACCCUAAUUUGGCACAGCGUAUUCUACGACUUAGCAGUUUGAUGAGAUCUCCAGCUGUCGAAUGAGAUGUGCUUUGUUAGGAUUGGAGUGAGAACCAACGGGAUGGUAGAUCCUCAGGAACAGGGCUGGGCACCACUGCCAUAGACAGACGUGACCUAGAUACACACGUCUCAAGAUGGACAAAGAUAAGCCUUGCAGACCUGCUUCUGGAGAGCACUGCUGGUUGUUUUUGUUCUCAACUUAAACCAGUUCAGACCCAGUUAACCAGACCAGGCGAGUUAACCCUUUUGAAGAGUAGUUUUUUUUUUUUUGGAAUGUUUUAUUCAGUGAGUCAGUGUUCUAGAACUCCAUUGCUUUCAGUGACCAGUAGUAAUUGUGAUAAGAAUAAGAAUGUUCGGUUGAGAACAUUCUACUCUCAUACAUGUGAACUCACACUUUAAAGGGUUAAUUCAGGACCUGGGGUGUAGAUAUGUGAACUACAGAAAUGGGUUGUGUUCAUGUAGUGCUGUUUUUAUUAUCACAGAGUGCUUUACAGUGAAAAGAGGGAACCUCAUGGUUCAACCAAACUCCCCCCCCCCCCCCCCCCAUUGGCGAGUGGACAUUGAGAAGCACGAAUUGAGUGUUGUCUCUGGACAGUUACCCAAGAGUCACUGUGGACCCCCCCCCCCCCAUCUGCCCCCCUCCACCAACCGUGCAUGUGGUCCAGCUGCAGACCUGCUGAUGUGCUUCACCAGUGUCUCUUUCCAAGUGCUGGAUGAAGAAGAAGAAAAAAGAAAAAGCGCUCUUAGAGGAUUUACUGUUUUACGCGAACAAAUAUGGUACUGUUUUCUUUAUCUGUUUCUUCGCUGCCCCUGAGGCACAAGCCGGUCGGGUCAUGUGGAUAAACCAGCCCUUUUCUACGAGAUUUACAUGAGAAAAGUUUCCCUCUUUUUUUUUUUUUUUUUUUGGUAAGGGCCCUUUUUGUAUCUUUCUAAUGAUGUAUUUAUCGUACAAUGCAAACUAAUAAAGUAGCUAAAGCUUAACCAGUUUUA
Molecule: messenger RNA, 1609 nt
Organism: Anguilla anguilla (European eel)
Lineage: Eukaryota; Metazoa; Chordata; Actinopteri; Anguilliformes; Anguillidae
Gene: med9
Product: mediator complex subunit 9
Exons: 2
Coding region: 57-353 (98 amino acids)
Biological process (GO): regulation of transcription by RNA polymerase II
Cellular component (GO): mediator complex
Molecular function (GO): transcription coregulator activity
Source: RefSeq, a predicted model, not a curated record